Seminavis robusta is the source of this 3213-nucleotide messenger RNA. NCBI's taxonomy places the organism in Eukaryota, Bacillariophyta, Bacillariophyceae, Naviculales, Naviculaceae. The record is from the annotation of a GenBank genome assembly.
AUGAAGAACGACAAUGACGGUAGCAAAGACGAGAUGGACUUGGAGGAGAAGAUGCAAGUCACGAAUCGCCCCCGUUGGUACCGUUCCUACGUGGAAGACGCGUACGACACGGGGCAUGAGUUUGAACAAACCGAAGUGGCCAAAGAGAUUGUUCGUGCUGCCGCUCGUGCCUUUUACGAAGAUCAGCACGUGGUGGUGGUGGACUUUUUGCUGCGAGUCAAAUUUUUGCGGGACGGUCCCGGGAUGGGUGCGGGAUUGCAUCUGAGUACAAAACAAGUCAAGGCAGCCUUGGUCUUUUUGCAAAAGCAACAUUGGGUGGAUGUAGAGACGGUCAGUGGCAUUGUGGUGACGGAAUCCCAACAACGAAUUUAUAGGAGGAAGGAAACGGCACAGUUUUAUUACGUCGACUUGAACAAGGCGGUCCACGUCAUCCAGCUCAAAUUGCAUUUGUUGAAAACACAAUUGCAACAGCAAGAGCUCAACGCCGCCAACACAAGUCACUACCAGUGUCCCAAUUAUCUUACAAAAACAUGCAAUGGACAUUACACGGAACAAGAUGUGCAGAGUUGCCCCAUUUCCAAAGAGGGGCUUUUUUUGUGUCAAGAAUGUCAACAGGCACAUCAAUUCAAUCCAGAUCCACCGCCACAGCACACUUACACGCUUCAAUUGGUCAAUAACAAACAACAACACAAUACAGCACAGGAACUCCAACGAAGACUUCACGUGCAAAUGACGCAGAAACACGAUCCUCACAACAACAAGGUCAUUCGCCCUGGAAUCUACAAUCUACUCCAAAAACUCAAGCACAUUACGCAACAAAAGUUACAUGGAUUGCCCGUCACUUCCAAUUUGCCUUCCGAGCAUGGCGCGGAGGAGUACCUACGAGGAUCCAUGCUCUUUGACAACACCAAUUAUCAGGAACAAGUGCAACACGAAAUGGCAGGACUCAUUUCCUUUGCCAAUCCAAUUACUGGAACAACCACGGUACUCGAACUACAACAUUCCGCAGCAGCACAAUUGGCAUCUCGUUGGGCCACACAUGGUGUCUCACAAAUGAGACUCCACACGGUCACCCACAGAUCCUCCAUGGCCACCACCAUCAAUGCGUUCUCCGCUGCGGCACUCGACACUUCCACUACAUUGACAACUGGUGACUCAAAGAAGCCCCGCAAACCAUCCUUGCUGGGAGCCAGUGACAGACCCACCAAAAUGACAUGUCGACAAACCACACCCUACUUUCUACUCAAUAAUAAUGUUGGGCGGACACAACAGAAACAACCACAAGACGGUACCACUGAAACCACACGAUGCAUGAGCAUGGAACAACCUCCCAUUGUACUAGGACAGGAAUCCACUGGAUCCAAGUUGCAACAGUUUCUGGGAGAUGUCUACAAACAGCAAUUAGAACAACAAGGGCAACAACAACAGCGGCCCAAACUGAAACGGUCCAAUUCCUGUCAACAGUUUCAAUCGUACGAUUCUUCCAAUCAAGAAUUUGCCAGUUGUGACUUUUUAACCGCAGAUUCCGCAAUGCCAUCACUGACAAAACCAGGCAUUGUCAAGAGGAAGCGGUCGUCCUGUCCGUCCAUUGGGAGUCUCUUUCAGAGUGCCGAUUUUGAGGAAAUUCAAAAUACAUUUCCUUCCAUCGACUGGGGACAAGCCAUGGACAUCACCAGCAACAACGAGUUCGAACCACAAAAGCCAGCAGCAACAAGUCCAACACCAAAUACCAAUCCACGACUGCCAAAUGUGGAACGACCUGCCUUAUUACGACGAUCCUCCUCGUGCCCCUCAUUGGAAUUGGGGCCCAUGUUUCAAACAGUUGACACAAUCACCAGUGUCGAUAUGGUACAAGACGCGGAACAACUGUUUCUCGGAUCGGCCAUGGUGCCGCUGCCGCAAUUGGAGUUUGGGCUGUUGGGACCAUCCCUCGGUCCCUUUGCCAGUGUCGAUUUGUUGCAUCAUCCCAUGAUGCACAGUAUCGAUAAUGAUCCAGCAACAGCAAAAACAGAGGAUUCUCUGGGGGCAGCUCGACGCAGUGACUUUGACAGUAUUGAUACUAUGAAACGGCCUGGUGCUUUUAAGAAUGUGGAGGACUGUGUGUUGCAGAAGACCAUGGAUGGAGAACAAUAUUCCAAUGCCAAUCAAACAGCGAACGCCGACAAACACGGCAAUGCAGUGGUUGGAAAGCAGCCCACAAGCUCCGACCCGAAUGCCUGCGGAGAAUGUGGAGCCACCACACCGGUGGGAGCCAAGUUUUGCCCGGAAUGUGGCUGUAAACUCAAAGCCACCAAGAACAAUCGGCACCGAAGCACUGAUGCAAAACCGGCUGCAGUCGAUAACAAUCAAUUCCAUGGCCCUGGUGCUGCAGGAGAUGCUUUUCACUCUAAGAAGUCCCUUCUCAAUCAUGUAAUGAUGGGAGCUACAAGCCCUGGCAACAGCAAUAAGUCCCCGGCUACAGGUGCUGGAAGUGGUCCAGGGAGUGAUUUCUGUAGUAUGGAUAUGCUGGCAGAUCUCAUGAUAAGUGCCGAUCUUGGCUCAGCCAAUCCGGACGGAGUCUCGCCCAAUACACUGCAAACAGGGAUUCAAGAGCUCGGGGAGUGCACACCCGGAGACAGAGCAGAGCCGCCAAUGGAAAACGGCAACCAAAAGCGUGCCGCCAGUCUUCAAGGUCCCGAGCAAAGCAAUGAAGCAACAGUUGUGUGCCCUGGUGGCGAUGCCCGUUCCGAUUGGUUCAGCGAUUAUACUCCUCAUUUUACCGGUGCAACCAACGGUGCAGCACCCGCUCCAAACGUAGCACCCGCUCCAAACUCAGCACCCACAGGAGGCAGAAACAGGAAUCGAAGGGAAGAUCCGGCGGUCAAAGAUUAUUUCGACAAAACGAAUCGGGACAUCUUGUGUGGCCGUGGGUCAAGGACCAAUCAUUGGGAUGGGAAUAUCCACUAUCUAGCAGUCAUCAGCGAGGCCCAACCUAUCUACAACACUCUUCAAAGGAGGAAGGAUAAGACCAGUAUAAGCUGGGGGAUUGUAGACAGAAUGAAAAAAGAAGGUCGGCGCUUUCUCAAGGAGGAAACGGAAACCCAAAAGUGGUUUGAAAUCACCAAGAAGGCAGCCAGGGAAAAGGUAUCGCAAGCUUUGAGAGAAUACAAGCCAGCGGAGGCCAAUGUCACAAUUCCAACAACUAACUACGAAACUAACAGUAUCUACUGGUAG